AAUGGCCACACAUGGAAAUGAGAACCUGCGGAGGACCCAUGGUUAAUUGACUUUUGGUCAGAGCCAAUACCAGCCCCUGACCAGAGUCCAGCGAUGGCUCCAGUCCCUGAGUCUGCUCCAGAGUCCACUCCAGCUGUAUUUUUAUUUAUUAGUUUUUUUUGUUAGUGGGUCAAUACAACCAAAUACAAUACAACCAAUUGAAUUGUCAUAAUUUACUCAACUUUAUGUGGUGCCAAAACCCAAACAGUAAAGGGAGUUCUAGUUUGUACCGUAAAUGUAAUGUUGAAUAGUAAUUAAUUAACUAGAUCUUUAAAAGUAAUGAUCUUUGAUCUUUGAAAGAUUGUUAAACAAACCUUCACUCACAUAUACUGUAUAAAUAGAUGUUGGCAUGCAUAUCAAGGACAAAGGCUGCGCUUAUGGUUGGAUGACUUGAACUCCAUUUAACAAAGUUAACCUGGUAGAUUUUCGAUUAUACACGAUGACAGGUACUAUGAAUAGACAGGUUUUUCAGGUGCUUGGGCCAAUCAUGCUAACCCUCCUGCUGACGACUGUCCCAGUUGUUCAAAGCGGGAAGGUUCUUGUCUUUCCUGUGGAUGGCAGUCAUUGGGUCAACAUGAACAUCUUGAUUGAAGCACUUCAUGCCAAAGGUCACAAUGUUACAGUCAUUCGGAUGGCAGACAGCUGGUACAUCAAAGAAUUCUCUCCUCACUACACAUCCAUCAAUCUCAAGUCUGAUGGAGGAUUUAAUGAAGAAUUCUUCAAGAUGUUUGCAUCCAGUCUACUGGGAAUACUGAGAAAGGGUUCAAUCUGGGCUCGCCUGAAGCUGGAGAUAGAAAUGUGGCAAAGUUUUUUAUGGAUACUUGAAACAGAAAACAAGAUGAUCAUAGACAUGUUUGAAGACCAGCAGAUAAUGCAGUCAAUAAAAGAUGCCAAAUAUGAUUUGAUUCUUACAGAUCCAGUCAGGUUUGGAGGGGUCAUAUUGGGUCAUUAUCUCAAACUGCCCAUUGUCUACAAUGUCCGUUGGACAGUUUACAGUGAGGCUCAUUUUGCAAUAGCUCCACUUUCUUAUGUUCCUUCACCAAUGCUGGAGUUAUCAGACCGCAUGAGUUUCUUGGAAAGAGCGAAAAAUGUUGUGAUGUACAUCAUUUCAGAAGUACAGCUAGCUAUCAUGAUUAAUCCAAAUUUUAAUGUACUUUGUGAACGCUUCAUUGGCCCAGGAACAUCCUACUUUACCUUAGUUCAGAGUGCUGAUCUGUGGCUCCAUAGAGUUGAUUUUGUUUUUGAAUUCCCGCGUCCCACUAUGCCAAACAUCGUCUACAUGGGAGGUUUUCAGUGCAAGCCAUCAAAGCCUCUUCCACAAGAUCUGGAGGACUUUGUGCAGAGCUCUGGAGAGCAUGGUGUCAUCAUCAUGUCUUUGGGCACUCUCAUUGGUCAGCUUCCUGAUGAUGUGGCAGAGGCAAUUGCUGAAGCUUUUGCAGAACUUCCACAGAAGAUCAUCUGGAGGUACAAAGGAAAGAGACCAUCUGCACUUGGGAACAACACCUUAAUGAUGGACUGGAUGCCUCAGAAUGAUCUUCUGGGUCAUCCUAAAACCAGAGUCUUUGUGGCACAUGGAGGAACCAAUGGAAUUCAAGAAGCCAUCUACCACGGGGUACCAACCAUUGGAUUUGGGCUGAUUUUUGACCAGCCUAAUAAUCUUGCAAAGAUGAGAGUAAAGGGUGUAGCCAAGAAUGUAGACUUUGCCACAGUGGAUAAGGAGUCCUUCCUUAAAACUGUCAAAGAGGUCCUUUAUGAGCCCUCUUAUCGGGAGAACAUGCAGAGGCUCUCAAGGCUUCACAAGGACGUCCCAGUGAAGCCUCUGGACAAUGCCAUCUUCUGGAUUGAGUUUGUAAUGAGGCACAAAGGUGCCGCUCACUUGCGCACAGAGUCGUACAAAAUGCCCUGGUACUCUUAUCACUCUGUUGAUGUCAUGCUGUUCCUGCUUUCUGCUGUGUCACUCAUAAUCAUGACCAUAUAUAUGGUUAUCAAGUAUUUCUGCUGCAGAAUGAGAAAAACAAAAAACAAGCUACAAUAAUGAGGAUUAAAAUGUAAUAGUGCAAUGUAGCAUUUGCCUUUCUUGCAUUACUUUCCGACUUUCCGUUUUGUCAGAAAAUACAAUGAAAUCUUUUAACCUUGCAUUGUGUUAUGUGAACAUUAUACAACAUUUGGUCUAUCUAUCUAUCUAUCUAUCUAUCUAUC
Megalobrama amblycephala (Wuchang bream) is the source of this 2238-nucleotide messenger RNA. Its product is annotated as UDP-glucuronosyltransferase 2C1-like. Bases 479 to 2074 code for a protein of 531 amino acids. Gene Ontology annotation, molecular function: UDP-glycosyltransferase activity. The transcript has 2 exons. The record is from RefSeq and is a predicted model, not a curated record. Lineage: Eukaryota; Metazoa; Chordata; Actinopteri; Cypriniformes; Xenocyprididae.